Molecule: messenger RNA, 1702 nt
Organism: Oryctolagus cuniculus (rabbit)
Lineage: Eukaryota; Metazoa; Chordata; Mammalia; Lagomorpha; Leporidae
Gene: CMPK1
Product: cytidine/uridine monophosphate kinase 1
Biological process (GO): pyrimidine nucleotide biosynthetic process; 'de novo' pyrimidine nucleobase biosynthetic process
Molecular function (GO): ATP binding
Source: RefSeq, a predicted model, not a curated record
AUGCUGAAUCGCUGUCGCCGCCGGCUGCUGCACGUCCUGGGCCUAAGCUUUCCGCUGCUGACCCCUCUUCUCUCCCCUCCCCACCUCAUGAAGCCGCUGGUCGUGUUCGUCCUCGGCGGUCCUGGCGCUGGCAAGGGGACGCAGUGCGCCCGUAUCGUCGAGAAAUAUGGCUACACGCACCUUUCUGCAGGAGAACUGCUUCGUGAUGAAAGGAAGAAUCCAGAUUCACAGUAUGGUGAACUCAUUGAAAAGUACAUUAAAGAGGGGAAGAUUGUGCCUGUCGAGAUAACCAUUAGUUUAUUAAAGCGGGAAAUGGAUCAGACCAUGGCUGCCAAUGCUCAGAAGAACAAAUUCUUAAUUGAUGGAUUUCCAAGAAAUCAAGACAACCUUCAAGGUUGGAACAAGACUAUGGAUGGGAAAGCAGAUGUAUCUUUUGUUCUGUUUUUUGACUGUAAUGAUGAGAUCUGUAUUGAGCGAUGUCUUGAGAGGGGAAAGAGUAGUGGCAGGAGUGAUGACAACAGAGAGAGCUUGGAAAAGAGAAUUCAGACUUAUCUUCAGUCAACAAAGCCAAUUAUUGACUUAUAUGAAGAAAUGGGGAAAGUCAAGAAAAUAGAUGCUUCUAAAUCUGUUGAUGAAGUUUUUGAUGAAGUUGUGAAAAUUUUUGACAAAGAAGGCUAACUCUAAACCUGAAGGCCUCCUUGAAAUCAUGCUUGAAUAUUGCUUUGAUAGCUGCUAUCACAAACCCUUUUGAAGGCAAUUUUAAUCUUUCAAAAUUACAUCUCAGAUUAAUGGCUGGAAAGUAUUUAGUUAAAGACAAAUUAAAUUCUUUGUUUGUUUUGGUCACAGGACUAGACAGUGAAUUCAGGUUUAACUUAAUCUUAGUUAUGGUGCUCACAAAACAAAGAAGGGUAUCAGCUAGUCCUUUGUUUUUAUUCAAAAAAAUCCCUUUUAUAGUCUGUGCCUUCUGUGAGCAAGACUUUUUAAAUAUGCAUGUUUAGUAAUUACAACAUGUUAGGAUUAGGGACUCCCACUUCCUGUUUUCUUGCAGGUUUUAAAUUUCCAAUCUGUUAAGUGAAUUUGUGGACCAAAUUUCAAAGGAACUCUGUGUAGUCAGUCCUUGCACAAUGUGCUUGGUAAACAAACUCAUAAAACGGAUUCCUACCAAUGUUUUAGUAUUUAGCAAAUAACUGACCAUUUGCUAUAGAAGGGUAAGAAAGUUUAGGCUUUGUUUUAUUAUAAUUUGUACAAAGUUGUAUGACAGGGCACACUCUUUGCUUCCAAGAGUUGGGUUGGGGGUCCUGAGGGUUCUGAGAGCCUGGCAGAAUUAUCAGCUUUAUUCUGAUAUAAUCUGAGGGUAUGGGGCAAGGACCGCUUCUAAUGGCUUGUGUUCCUUGUACUCUGUGAUGUGAUGUUUAUGAUUGUAUGGAGCUUGAUAAAAUUCCAAGUGGUGGAACUUUGACACACAUGUGCUAGAUUUAUGCUAAAACAAUUCAGUUCUCAUUUUAGUUAACACUUCAAAGUUUUUGUUUGUUAUCUAUACUAAAUGUAGGGGUAGGGUAAAUUAGAAGAAGCAAUUUAAUGGUUAAAGUUCCCAUUUGUAUUUUAUUUUCUUGAAUACUUUUUUCAUAGUUAUUUGUUUAAGAAAAUUUAAAAAUCAUUGCACUUUGAUCAUAAAAAUAAUAAAUAUAUCAUAAAUGUUUGA